This is a messenger RNA of Hypoxylon fragiforme, 1461 nucleotides long. RefSeq names its product siroheme synthase middle domains-like protein. Lineage: Eukaryota; Fungi; Ascomycota; Sordariomycetes; Xylariales; Hypoxylaceae. The record is from RefSeq and is a predicted model, not a curated record. The transcript has 2 exons. Gene Ontology annotation, biological process: siroheme biosynthetic process. Gene Ontology annotation, molecular function: precorrin-2 dehydrogenase activity; protoporphyrin ferrochelatase activity. The coding region runs from base 313 to 1134 and encodes 273 amino acids.
CUACACUAAUCAGUUAAAGCUUGUCGCGUGCCAACUUUUUUUUUCGUCAUCACAUCAAAUCUUUCUCACUGCCAUUUAUUUAUUUAUUCAACAACGUAUCAAAACUCUUGAUGCUCCUCAUUCGUAGCCUUUCCUCGGAGAAAUAACAUGUAGGUAAUUAAAAACCAACAAACCAAAUCAUAGCCAGACAAGACAAAACAAACAUGCCUUGACUCUAGUGGUCUCCUUUCUUCAUCUCCUCUUAUCUUGUCUAGAAAGUAAUUCUUGCUGGCAUAAUGCAGUAACCGCAUAUUAUUCUUUAUCAUUGAUAGAAUGGCAAGCAAUAGCGACAACGUCGGCAAUGUCACCAAAUUUCCUAAAGUCCAAGGAGGCGGCAGUCUGAUUCUGGCCUGGCAGAUAAAGAACAAGCAUGUUCUAGUAGUUGGGGGUGGUGAGGUCGCGGCAGGCCGCAUUCUCAAUGUUCUCAACGCCGAUGCUAAGGUCACUGUUGUGAGCCCAUCUUCCGGACUCAAUCCAGAAGUGCGAUAUCGCAUCACCAAUCAGGAGAUCACCCACGUCGAUCGUGUAUUCCAACCCUCAGACCUCGAGACUCUACCCCCAAGUAAUGGACCCCCUGAUAUGGUCCUUGUUGCCGUUGACGAUCCCGCCGCCUCUACCCAAAUCUGGAAACUUUGCAAGGAGCGCCGUAUCCCGGCCAACAUCGCCGAUGUGCCCCCCGAAUGCGACUUCUAUUUUGGUAGCAUCCAUCGCGAUGGUCCCCUACAGAUCAUGGUCAGUACCAACGGAAAGGGGCCAAGGCUAGCUGCCAGCAUCCGGAAAUGGAUUGGGAAUCAGUUGCCCACCGGUGUUGGCGACGCCAUCGAGAGGAUUGGUGAGCUGCGCGCCAAACUACGGAAGGUAGCCCCUAACCCCGAGGAAGGUCCCAAGCGCAUGCGUUGGAUGAUAAGGGUCAGUGAUGUCUACAGUUGGGAUGAGAUGUGUGGGCUCACGGGUGAAGAUAUGGAUAACCUCCUAACAUUUUACCCUUCCAAUGAGGUACCCCACUUGGACUUGCUUAAGGCCAUGCGGGGUGGCAAGUCUGCUGAGGACAUCGAUAUCUUUGACGGGUCGUUUGGCUUCAGUGUCGUCGCUUGAAGUGGACCGGCGACCACGUCUCGCAUUUGAUGACAUUGCUCAGGGUCAUACGUAUAUGGAUGUCAUAUAUAACAUCUAGGAACUUCCAUGCCCACAAAAGAUUUGAUUAUAUAAAUUGAAGUUGUAUUAUCGAUCUUCCAAUAUAUUCGCUUGUUGUACAACUCUUCUGGAGGUUUUGGAUUGGGUUUGUCCACUAUAAAGGAUGUAGAUAUCCUAAGAAUAUCUUUGUAUUGUACUAUUUCAGCUACGUACCUGUCAAUUGUCUUGGAAGUAAGAAGUGGCUCCUUACAAUGAAUACUAUGAACGUGAGAAAUUCUCACUUGGUGC